AUGCCUGGCACGGUGAUGGCAAUGCUGGCGGCUUUUCGACCCUUCACCACUCAGAAGGCGCUCCUGUCCAUGUUGACGUUGUCGGCAGCACUGAGCAUCGCCUGGUCGGUGUUGGCGUACGAAGCGUGGGACCUUCUCCAUGGGACACUGGAUGUUUCUGUCAGCGUGGCCCUCCGUGUGGCCUUCUACGGCACAGAUUUUUUUCUCGCCGCAACGACGUUCACGCUCUACACCAUCCUCGCCAAAUUUUGGGCAGACCUGGCCUUCUCCGCAAGGCAGGGGGCAGGCGCGUCGCGGCCAUUGGGGGGGGGCGAUGAGUACAGGCCACGAGGGACGCCGACGCUAAUCUGGAAGAUCACGCGAGGCGUGCAGCGUGUCUCCAGCACCGUCGUGUUCGCAGCUGCUGCUCUUGCGACAGUGUUUCAAGCAGUGCUUGUGACACUCGAUUCUAUGUAUCUGAACCUGUGGACGGCAUACGUGGAAGGUGGUGUGUUCAUCCUCGCGGCCUUCGUCAUGGUCACCGCUGCCUACUACGCUGUCGUGGAGUUGAGGCUGGUACCCAUCGAGCUGCCUACCCGUCGACGCCGGGUUUUCCGUGUGGUAGCGAUGACAGGAUCCGUCGCCGUCUGCCUGGUCUUGCGGGCAGUUGUGCUGGUGUGGGCGGCGGGCAAGCCCAUUUUCGUCAACACCGACUUGGAGAUGUUGGCGCUUCUCGGCUACUGGGUUCUCCUCGUGGCGUUGCCGUCGUCGAUCGUCUUGGCGUACAACAGAGUGGUUCCCCUGUCGAGCUACUCGGGAGGGCGAGGAGGGACGGGCAACGUUAGCCUACGGUGGACGGCCCCAGACGAAGAAGAGGAAGAGCCCUUGAUACCACCCGGAAUCGCAACCGGAACUCGUUUCGACGGCUCGAAUACCUUCGCGGGUAGCCGCCUUCCCACUGUGCACAGCUAGAUCCGCGGCGGGUUAGAGUGGACACCGCGGACGCUUGACCCUUGACACGGAGUUGACUCAGCGAAGACCAUGUAGUACUACUAUGUACUCGGUGUUGUGUUGAAGUUUCGGUACGCGCCGUCGCGGGGUUUUUGUCUUUUCAGAGGCCGCUCGGUGUGUCCUUCCUUGUGUUUCAUGGCUGGGCUUGUAAUGGCGUAGGUACGUAGCCUUCGUUUUCUGUGUUUAGUAUGUUUCUUGACGCGGUUUGAUCCCUUCAAACAGCGAUUGGUAGCGUUGGUUGGCGAGAAUUGUCACGAACAAGCGCGCUCUUGCUGUUUGUCACCGAGGUAUGCAUAUUUGCGAACACCACUUGUGGGGAUUUCUCAUUAGGAUAAACACGUGCAUUGUCACGGGGGGUUAGAUGACGAAUGGGACGUAUCCGUUGGACCGCACGCUUGAGCGUCGUGGAGGGGUACGUUGAGUCUCUGGCCCUCCGGUUUGGUGCUGCAUUGGUGUGCCCCAUGCUUGCGGCAGAGGUGGCCGGACUGACCACCGCUACCUGGUACCCCCAGUACUUGUGACCAAUGCGAACAGCAGUAGGAGUGUUGUAGGGAUUUUCUAGAAUGCGGCUGAAGAACGGUUUGGACGCCACCGCCGUUAUGCAACAGGAAGUGGGUGCUAGUUGCGUGUGCGUGCAUGAAAUGAGAAGAUGGAACAGAGUGGGGGUGUCACGUCGCUGGUGCCUGCAGUUGUUUAGUUGAAACGUCAGACUGACAUAAUCGAAGCUCACACCGUCC
Molecule: messenger RNA, 1727 nt
Organism: Ectocarpus siliculosus
Lineage: Eukaryota; Phaeophyceae; Ectocarpales; Ectocarpaceae
Source: the annotation of a GenBank genome assembly